Sinocyclocheilus rhinocerous is the source of this 1689-nucleotide messenger RNA. Its product is annotated as protein FAM69C-like. The record is from RefSeq and is a predicted model, not a curated record. Lineage: Eukaryota; Metazoa; Chordata; Actinopteri; Cypriniformes; Cyprinidae. Bases 1 to 1263 code for a protein of 420 amino acids. The transcript has 4 exons.
AUGGCACUGCUGCUCAUCAGCUUCACUGUUUCAGCCGUAAGUUUCUACGGGGCAUCUAUGACCUUCAUGCCUGGAAACAGAUAUCCAGAUGAAACAAUGGAGUGUGCCGAGUAUCAGCAGGGAGUUCUGACCGGUGACCUCUGCGAGGACCUCUGCGUGGCCGGUCGUGUGGAAUACAAACGCUGCCUCUAUUAUGAGAAUGGCAAGAAGGUCAUGGCCGCCAGCUGGCGUGGGGUGCCUGUCGUUCUCAAGUCAAAGCUGGAGAACUUCUCCUCCUAUGAGGCUUUAGCUCUGCUGGAGUACCAGGAUACAGCGGGAGGAACGGGAGGCGAGGAGGAGCUCUCGCCGCUGGAUGUCGUCUUCUACGCCACGCUGGAGAUCAAGAACUCUCUGGGCUUGGAGACGGGAACUAACUUGACGUUGCCCCGCUUGUGGGGCCAAAAGCUGAAGGAGAACGAGCGGACGUACUCGCGAGCGGAGCUGGCCUCGCUCUGGGCUCUCCUUCAACAGGAGGAGUACACCUUCCUCAGGGUCCUGCAGGAUUUAACCCAACACGUGGCCAAGAUCCUGGGCUCCUGUGGUCACUUUUACGCCGUGGAGUACUUAGCGGCCGGACACGCGUGGGACCAGCACAUAUUCUCGCUGGAGGAGCUGACGCUGAGCCCCUCGCCGAGCCCCUGGAGCGGACAGGAGAAGACGAUAACCGCGAGAGACAUGGUGCCCCGAGUGGCCCUGAGCUUUCUAGAGAUGGUGGAGCAUUUUGAGAAUGACUUUUCCCACAGCUUACACCUCUGUGAUAUCAAACCAGAGAACUUUGCUAUCAGGAAGGACCUGACGGUGGUGGCUAUAGAUGUGGAUAUGGCUUUUUUUGAGCCCAAAAUGAGAGACAUACUUGAGCAGAACUGCACCAGUGACAAUGACUGCAACUUCUUCGACUGCAUUUCCAAGUGUGACAAAACUAAAAACAGAUGUGGGCCAAAGCGCAAGAACAGUAACCUUCAGGUGAUCUGUGAGAAGAUCUUCAGGCCUUGGUUUUCUCCCACGCUGCUCGGUGCUAAAGCGGGGCUCCCCCUGCAGGUGGCGCUGCAGCGAGCCGUGCAGGAGUGCGCUGAGAUAGACGGCGGGGAGGACGCCAAGCGUUCGCGGGCCGUGAGAAAACAGCUACAGGAUCUGCUCGUGGAGCUCAUUCAGGAGGACACGGAAAACCAGGGUGAAGACCAGGAACACAAGACGAGACGCGUCCAUACGGCACUGAAUUUCUAAAUGAACUCUUGAAAUGGCUAUGAAAGAACAAACCCAGUCAUGUGCAAUUCUGGAGAACAUGUCAGAUGACUAUUACAGUCGAGAUAACAGCUGUUUUCAAACAGCCAGAUACAUUAGCAUAGUUGUUUACUGCUAAUAUUCAAAACGUCUGUUAAACCUCUGGUGCUGUUCAGCAAUUUUCGAAAGGAAAAUUGUAAGUUUAGUUUUUUUUCUAUUUUAUUUACUUCAUCGGAAUGGUACGGAACAUGGUACACAGAAAUUAUGGACAUGAUUUGAAACGGUUAAAUGGUUCUGAAAAAAAUAGUCCCACUUGUACUGUUCGUGGUCAAAAAUGAACGCACUAGAAACAAACUUCAUCUAGUGGAAACGUGUAUGAAAGCACAUUUUUAGAGAUAUCAACCUCAAAUUUAGAACAUAACUUGUUUA